Messenger RNA from Salvelinus fontinalis (brook trout), 1577 nucleotides. Its product is annotated as hsp70-binding protein 1-like. The record is from RefSeq and is a predicted model, not a curated record. The transcript has 8 exons. Bases 201 to 1205 code for a protein of 334 amino acids. Lineage: Eukaryota; Metazoa; Chordata; Actinopteri; Salmoniformes; Salmonidae.
UAGUCCGCCAUGAAACCCACAGAAGAAGAAGAAUGGCUUCCCCUGAAACGCAUGAUGAUUCUACGCACAGCAAUUAGCUUGUCACCCAGCUAGAAUGUUCUAGUAUCGUUACAGUCUUGUACAGUAUUAUAGGGCAGCGAAAUAAAAACCAACUUUAGCAUUGUGACAGUCGGAGUUUUGAACAAACAGCACAGAGCAUCAUGGCAGAAGACCAACGCAACAGGAGACAUCCCCAAAACCUCCAGGGUGUCCUUCGAUUGGCUGUGGAGGCUGGCUCUGCUGCAGAUGGACCUGCCCUCCCUGAACCCAUGUCAGAGGAGAGGAAAGAAUGGUUGAAAGGAGCUCUUGCGGAAGUGGCCAAAGGACAGAACAGCGAGGUGGAACAGAUGAAGGAGUGUAUGCGUGUUAUGCUGAGAGAUGGAGGGUGUGAGAGGGGGAGAGAGGGAGAGGAGGAAGGAGAGGAUGAAGAGGGGGAGACAGAAGGGGCACUGGAGUUUCUCUCAGAGCUGUGUGAGAACCUAGACAAUGCCAGAGACCUGAUGACCCUGGGUGGGUUGGACCUGUGUAUGUCGCAGUGCUUGAACCAUCCUCAGGGCAGCGUGAGGUGGCGUGGUGCCCAGCUCAUCGCCUCCUGUGCCCAGAACAUGCCCGAAGUGCAGUGCCACUUGCUCAGCAAGGGGGCGCUAUCCAAACUGCUGCAGCUGACUGACUCAGAUCCCCACCCCACCGUUCGAGUGAAGGCCCUCUACGCUGUCUCCUGUCUGGUGCGUGAGCAGGAAGUAGGUCUCAGGGCCUUCCUGUCUCACGAUGGCUUCUCUGUGCUGAUGAGAGGCAUGCAGUCUGACAACGAGAAACUGAGGACCAAGUCGUCUUUCUUACUCCUCAACCUGCUCACAGUCCACCCAGAGCAUAAAGAUACAGUUCUCUCCAUGGGUAUGGUGCAACAGCUGGUGUCCGUUCUACGCACGCCUCACUCCUCCUUCCACGAGCAUGUGCUCGGCGCCCUCUGCUGCCUGGUGGAGGAGAGUCCUCUGGGUCUGAGGGACUGUCAGAGCCCCACCUUGGGGCUGGAGGAGAUGCUCAACCAGCGGGCUGAGGAUCUGCAGGGGAGAGGGGAGUGUCAGGAAGAGUUGGAGUUCUGCAAGCGCUUGCGUUCUGCUUGUUUCUGCGGACGGAAACCUGACGACAGUGGAAUGGAUCGCUGAAUCCUACUGGUCCUCCACUUCUCCUGCAGUGCUGUCAUUGGCUAGGAGACAUAGGAGGACAUCCAUUUAAAAAAAAUGAACUCUCCUUGAGGAAAAUAUGCUGAUGUGGUUUGUCCAUCUAGACCCAUGUUACAGGGCAGCUGGAUCCAAGAGUGUAGCAGGCUUUAGAGAGCAGAGCGUGCUUCACUAAUCACUCACCAGGCAACGCAGAUUAACUUCAGCGAGCUCUUGUGUUCCAGUCACUUCUACCAUGUCCAGUCUAUAUAUCAUUAUGUAUUGGAUAUACACCUGACUACUUCCUGCUGACCUCUUGCAAAAGAGGUUUCUAACUUCAAAGGUGUUUUCCUGGAUGAAUAAAGAUAUAAUAUUUUA